Argiope bruennichi is the source of this 549-nucleotide messenger RNA. RefSeq lists its product as uncharacterized. Lineage: Eukaryota; Metazoa; Arthropoda; Arachnida; Araneae; Araneidae. The transcript has a single exon. The record is from RefSeq and is a predicted model, not a curated record. Gene Ontology annotation, molecular function: nucleic acid binding. Bases 1 to 549 code for a protein of 182 amino acids.
AUGGAUAAUGCACCGUAUCAUACGACUGUCGAAAACCCCACUCCAAAGAAGUAUUCUACAAAAAAAGUUAUGAUAGACUGGUUGAAAAACAACGGAAUACCCUGCGAUCAAAAAAUGCGAAAAGCGGAACUGUUCUCUCUUAUAGACAGUAAUCGUCCAAAGAAAAUUGUCUAUAAAAUUGAUAAUUUAAUAGAGAAAGAAGGACAUGAAGUUAUCCGACUACCCCCUUAUCAUUGCGAUUUGAACGCAAUCGAAUUUGUGUGGUCCUCUGUAAAAAGAAUGAUAAAGGAAAGAAAUGUUACUGGCGAUUUAAGUUUGGACAAUCUGAAAUCUCUUCUUCAAACAGCUAUCACUGAAGUUACUUCGGCAGAAUGGGCAGCGCAUUGCAAACACGUAGAAAAGCUUGAAAAUAAUUAUUGGGAGAAAGAUGGACUGUUAAAAGAUUUAGUGGACGAACUGUCAUUUCAAAUUGAUACCAAUGAUGAUUCUGAUUCAGAAGAAACUGAAACUUGUGAGAAUGAUUUAGAGGAUUUUGAAAUGCUUGAAUGA